Molecule: messenger RNA, 483 nt
Organism: Nematocida ausubeli
Lineage: Eukaryota; Fungi; Microsporidia
Exons: 1
Coding region: 1-483 (160 amino acids)
Source: RefSeq, a predicted model, not a curated record
AUGCGUAUAUGCGUGCAAAAUGAAUGCUGUCUCAGAAUUUUGUCCUUUUUGAAUGUUCUCAAGACAUCGCCCCUUCAAAAAAUAGAGCUAGAAAACAUUCUAUGCGAGAUAAAUAGGCUAAUAACCAUAGUUACCGCAAAGCAGGACAUCCCAUCAGUAGAGAUAGAAAAAGUCAGUGAACAGAAGUUUGUAAUUAAAAAUACCCACAUAGAGAAGGAGGAAGCAGGCGUGAAAAUAGAAAAAACAGAUAUUCUGGAGCUGAAGGCAUACUUUGAAGCACAUCCAAUAGACACGCUGGAGGAGGCCGCGGAGUAUAUAAAGGUGCUCUACGAGAACAGAAUAUGUAUUGUCUGUCUUAGAAGGGCGUGUGCAAUAACACUUACGGCCCCCUUGGUUGUUAGAAGAGUCAAUGGCUCAGUGUUUGUGUAUCACACAGAAUGCGUAGAAGAAGGUAAAAGGAGAAGACUAUACCCGAGUGAAUAG